AUGUCGAGCCUCCCAUCUCUUCAAGCUGACUAUGAGCCCGUAGGCAAGGAGAUCAAAGUCAAGGACUUGGACGCAUACUUGGUCGGCCAGGGCACCAGAGCACUGGUUCUUGCCCACGACAUUUUCGGUUGGGGCCGCACGACCACCAGAGCAAGAGCGUUCUGUGACCAACUGGCCAAUGAAGGGUUCCUGGUGAUCAUGCCCGACUUCUACCGAGGCACAGCAUGGCCGCCGCGCAAACCUGUGGAUGACGACAUGGUACCUUGGCUUCAGACCGUUCCCGUGGAGACUCUGCUGGAUGAUGCUCACUCCAAGAUUCUCCCAUACCUUCGCGAGGAACACAGUGUCAAGUCCAUUGGCUGGGCUGGCGUCUGCUGGGGCGGCUGGUUGGGUCAGAAAGUGGCUGCGACCGACGGUGCCGUGUCCUGUGGCGUGUCUUAUCACCCAAGCCUGCAAAUGGAGGAGAUGGUCUAUGGUGGCAACAUGAUGAAUAUGUUGAGCGCCGUGACGUGCCCCCAGCUGUUGAUGCCCACUGGUAACGACCCUAAAAUGGCACAGGAAGGUGGUGAGGUGAUCGCAACGCUGAACGCAUCGUCCGUUGAGAGUGUGCGCGACGGCUGCCAGAUCCACGCCUUCCCCGACAUGGUGCACGGCUUCAUGUGCAAGAUCAUCGAGGACAUUACUAAGGAGGAGGUGAUUCGCGAUGCGACACUUGCCUUCCGGCUGUCCAUUGAUUUCUUCAAGAAGCAUAUGGAGGAGUGA
Sycon ciliatum is the source of this 762-nucleotide messenger RNA. RefSeq names its product carboxymethylenebutenolidase homolog. The record is from RefSeq and is a predicted model, not a curated record. The transcript has a single exon. Bases 1 to 762 code for a protein of 253 amino acids. Gene Ontology annotation, molecular function: hydrolase activity. Lineage: Eukaryota; Metazoa; Porifera; Calcarea; Leucosolenida; Sycettidae.